Messenger RNA from Trichoplusia ni (cabbage looper), 3048 nucleotides. RefSeq lists its product as uncharacterized. The record is from RefSeq and is a predicted model, not a curated record. Gene Ontology annotation, molecular function: protein binding. Lineage: Eukaryota; Metazoa; Arthropoda; Insecta; Lepidoptera; Noctuidae. Bases 391 to 1632 code for a protein of 413 amino acids. The transcript is spliced from 7 exons.
GACUUCAAAGUCAAAAACAUGUUUUAUUUUAUUAACUAUUUCAAGAACUUGUACUUUCAAGUAAUAAUUCUUGUUUUCAAUUCUUUAAUAAAUAUCCCACAAAUAUUUUUCUGUAUUCGUCAUAAUUUUAAAACAUAUUACAGAGACUUUAAUUUUAUAACUAGUCUAGAGCUUUUGAACAGAUUUACUUUGGCAGUGACGUUGGACAGCUUGAAUUUGACAGAUUUGAAUUGUAUUGACUUUUGACUUGUAGUGUUAUUUUAUACUUUGUUUGUUUUUUGAACUAUUGACUGUGUUAUAAAUUAAAAUAGCUAGCAUAGAUUUAAGCUUUAUUUCUUGAAUGGUAUACAUUAUAUUAUUUGUUUGAAUUAUUUAAGAAGACCUUAUAAAAUGUCAGAAGACUUUCAAUCAAUUGAUGUCCAAUUCAACUGGGAGAUUUGUCCUCCUGAAAUACUGUGGGAAGUCUUUAGAUAUUUGUGCAAUAAAUCUCUGUUUUACUGUUUAUUUGUAAGUAGGCGGUGGAAGAAUGUUGCAAACGAUUUUAUUGAGUGUUACGGCCUAUGGGAGAGAAUUGCCAAAGAGGAAAUGGAUAACAACGGAGUUUCGUUUCGAAGAAAAUCGACACUAGGCUGGAGAAACAUGUUGAUGAAUUCCAAGCUUUGGAGUUAUGUAGGUUCAGCUAAAAUAAAACGUAUACACACGUAUCGACUGGUCAACCUCGAUAAAGUUCAUAUUUAUAAGGAUAAGAUGAUUUUAAAGACUGAGGCGGAUGCAGUGCAUUAUUACAACGUAAAAAGUUUUCAACUGGUCAAAGCCACUAAGACCUUAAAUAAAGGCUUAGACUUUACUGAGAACGAUAGUAUGGUUGUCGCCUUAACACAAACGGGUGAUACACAAAGAGGCCUUUAUUUAUACGGGAAACCAACCCCUAAUUCGUGUAUGCUUGACAAUAAAACUCAUUACGUCGACACAGGCUUUUUGUUCACACUUGAAGACAACGUAUGCUACGUUGUGACAUCAACAUUCGUUGUGUGGGCUUGCACAUGGGCCAACAAUAAAUGGGAGGUCCGUCUAGUCGGCCGGUACUACGGGAGCGACUACGACAGACCGGCCGCCAUACACGUGUACAAGGGUAUAGUGUACAUGGUCACGAAGUAUGGUUUCGUCUUGAGUGAAGUUCCGGAGACGAAGAACUUUCACAGGAUGUUCAAUUAUAGCAUACCGCAACAUAAGGGCGCAUCAAAAUGGGUGCUGUUUCAUAAAUACAAUGUGGCUGUUGCUGUGAAAACAAAGAAUCGUCGCGUAUCGAUCUGCUACGAUAAAAUGACGAACCACAUGCGUUUGGAGUGCCCCAACAUGUCGUGCGCCACUGAACAUGGUCACGUCGUAUUUCUCGGAUUCAAGAGUGGAAGAGUUAUCAUCUGUCUAACAAACAAGACAUUGAAGAAGGGUUCUAAACCGGACCGCACUCUCCGCGUGCAGGACUUCGACAACACCAUCAGAGACCCUCGGAUCCUCGCCAUCGAAGUCUUCGAAGACAAGCUCUCCCACCACUUGCUCAUCGCUACCAAGGACCGCGUCAUACAACUACACAUCAAGUACCCAACAGAAAUCACUGAAUUAUAUGAGUAAAUUUAUAUUUAGAUAUUGAUGUAUGAAAACCCAAGAUACAUAGUUUUGAAAAUGGUAACUUGGAAUGGGUUGAUAGUCUCGCGUCGUAAAAACAAACUUAAGACAGGUACGUAAGGUUCGAAAUUACAUGAGAGAUUGUUGGGCACAGUGUUGACGCUUACUUUUAUUGUGGAUCGUGUUUCUUGUGUUUUUAUACGUCAAUUAUUUAGCUCAAUUUUUUGGUAUUUUAGAAGUUUAUAUUGUAUAAAUGUAUACAGGGUUAUUUAGCAGUCUUUUAAAUGGAGGAGGACGCUUAAACAGGGCCUUGAAACGUUUUACACCCUCCAAGAAUUUACUUAUUAAAGAAUAAUCUUGUUUGUAAGUGGAAUGUUCGAAACAUAUCUUUUACAAUACAAGGGUUUGGCCUUGCACCCUGUAUAUCUAAAUCUAGUCAAUAUUUUUAUCUAGUCUAUUUUAAUUGUUGACUGAUCUUUGUGUGUUCACGUAAGUGUUCAUUUAAAGUAGUUUGUAUAGUUAUUGAAUCUAUUGUAUUGUAUUUUAGGUGUAUUUUACCUUGUAGGGUAUGUUAGAUAUAAGGUCUAAGUUAACCUCGUCUCUAACUUUCGCAAACUUAAGAAUAUUUAGUGUGUGAGAGGUCGUUAUAUUAUUAUUUAUUUGAAAACUUAAGCCGGUUCGCAUUUGAUCUUCGUUUACCGAAUACGUUUUUUUUUCAUUGACCAUGUUGGAGUAGUUGCGACGACAUAUGUGACAGUUUUCUGUAUCAUGAAGUAAUAGUCGUCGGUUGAUCUAAAAAUAAAAUAAAAACUGCCAACACACUUAAGCCCUGUUAUUUGAAACCCAUUAUUAAAGUAAUAAACUAUUUUUUCUCACACUCUUUAAUAUGGCUUGGUUUUAAACAUAGUUAAGAACACCCCCGGUUUAUUUUGUAUAAUAUACAUAGUAAAUACUAUUAAAAAUUUAAUGUCCAACAAAAAAAAACAGAAUGUGUAAAAUGGAGACUGUGAUGGCUUAUAAUAAAAGUUACCGUUACCGCGUCACAAAACUUAAAUAAUCGUCCAGAAAUGUUUUUAGUACCCGAAGUUAUGUAAUAAUCAAAAAACCGCUUGGUAUUUGUAAUUUAUUAUCCAACAAACAAUGUACAAUCCGAACAAACUAUCUUUGGUAUAAUUUCAUACUAUGCAAUUACGAUAUUAAUUAAAUUAUUAAUACACUAGUUAACUGAAUAUUUGUUGAUAUAUCAUGAAGUUACAAUAGCAGUAGCUACUGGUUCUACCUAUUUAAACAAAAAUGAAUGUUACAUUUAUUUAUAAAUACGACUAGGUCGUAGUACAUUUUUAAAGUAGUUUAAACCAAUCAGAUAAUAUAAUGAUACAUUAUAAAUGUUGCAGUAAAAGAUACAAUAAAUAAUUCACUGAA